UUUCGAGAGUUGAGUUUAUACGGAGACGAUCAUGUAAUUUGUGUAAUUGAGGAUCCAAUGAACAAGAAUAAGAUCAUUGCAACUGGGAGUGUGUUCAUCGAGAGAAAGUUCAUUCGAAAUUGUGGAAAAGUUGCGCAUAUUGAAGAUAUCGUUGUCGAUUCCGCCGCUCGAGGGAUGAAUCUUGGGAAGAAGAUCGUAGGUUUCCUCACUGAUCAUGCUCAAUCGACUGGCUGUUAUAAGGUGAUUCUCGAUUGUAGCUUGGAGAACAAAACGUUUUAUGAAAAGUGUGGUUUCAAGCAAAAGGAAAUCCAGAUGGUUAGAUAUUUCAUUUGAUUUCAGUUUUCA
Messenger RNA from Impatiens glandulifera, 345 nucleotides. RefSeq names its product glucosamine 6-phosphate N-acetyltransferase-like. Gene Ontology annotation, biological process: UDP-N-acetylglucosamine biosynthetic process. Gene Ontology annotation, molecular function: glucosamine 6-phosphate N-acetyltransferase activity; monosaccharide binding. The transcript has a single exon. Gene Ontology annotation, cellular component: endoplasmic reticulum; endoplasmic reticulum-Golgi intermediate compartment; Golgi apparatus. NCBI's taxonomy places the organism in Eukaryota, Viridiplantae, Streptophyta, Magnoliopsida, Ericales, Balsaminaceae. The annotation marks the transcript as partial. The record is from RefSeq and is a predicted model, not a curated record.